Leptidea sinapis is the source of this 854-nucleotide messenger RNA. Its product is annotated as peptidyl-tRNA hydrolase 2, mitochondrial-like. The record is from RefSeq and is a predicted model, not a curated record. Gene Ontology annotation, cellular component: mitochondrion; cytosol. The transcript is spliced from 2 exons. NCBI's taxonomy places the organism in Eukaryota, Metazoa, Arthropoda, Insecta, Lepidoptera, Pieridae. The coding region runs from base 179 to 664 and encodes 161 amino acids. Gene Ontology annotation, molecular function: peptidyl-tRNA hydrolase activity.
AUUUCAAAUUCUUUGAGUUCUCAUGUCCUAAACUCCUAACCAAAGUUCUGUAAUUCAUAUUAAGUUGCAAAACUGAAAACAUAAAUUUAAUAUACGAUUACAAUUUACAGUGUUAACAUAUAAGACAUAAAGAAUCAACUUAUUUUUAAAAGAAAACAAAAUUUCAAUCAAAAAGAAAAUGGAUUUUGGAAUUCCAUUUAUUUCAGGGUUAUGUUGCGGCUUAACUAUCGGCGUUUCAUUCUUUGCUGUUCGUAAUUAUUUUGGAUCAUUCAAAACAGCAAAAGAAUGUGUCAAGAAGUUGGCCUCACGAGAAGAAUACAAAUUAGUGCUUGUUGUUCGAACUGAUUUAAAUAUGAGUAAAGGAAAGAUAGCAGCUCAAUGUGGUCAUGCUGCAGUAGGAGCGUAUGAGAAGGCAUUAAAAAAAGACCCAGAAGGAUUGAAAUCUUGGCAGAUGACUGGACAGGCCAAAAUAGCACUUAAAACAGAUUCUGUAGACGAAAUUCAACAAAUAGCAAAGAACGCGAAACAAAUGGGAUUAAUAACAUCAUUAAUAAGAGAUGCAGGAAGGACUCAGAUUGCCCCCAACUCAAUUACUGUUCUUGGAGUUGGGCCAGCUCCUAAAGAUGUUGUGGAUAGAGUUACAGGCCAUCUGAAACUUCUAUGAUAAACGGCUUCAAAUUGCUAGUGAUAUACCAUGUGCUUUUUAAAAUUUAUACCUUAAAACUAACAGUUGAAUAAUUGGAAGCAGAAAUGACAGAAGAAGUUGCAUUCUCUGCAAUUUUAGUCCCUAAUCUAUUAGAGUUAUUUGAAUGAUAAUAAUGUCAUGUAGGUAUAUAUUAAAACAAUAACCUUGA